CAGAGACAGACAGAGAGAGAAAGAGCAACAACAAUGGAGCCAUUGAAAUCAAGAGCUCCACAAAUACCAUUAAUGGAGAAGAGAUGGGCUUUCCCAAUGGUUCUCUGUUGGAUCCUCUGUGCCGUCCUCCUCCUCUCCACCUUCAACAAACCCAUCACCUCCAUCACCAUCACUACUCUUUUCUCCUCUCCUCCUCCUCCAUUAAUCCUCUCCAACCUCUCUUCACCACCACCACCUUCUCCAUCUAUCCCUCGCUUUGCUUACCUUAUUUCUGGAUCAAAGGGAGACCUUGAGAAGCUAUGGAGGACCUUGCAUGCAGUCUACCAUCCAAGGAACGUCUACGUGCUGCAUUUGGACUUAAAGGCGCCUGCCAUGGAAAGGAAGGAGUUAGAAAAGAAGGUGGAGAUGAACCAGCUUUUCAAGAUGGUGAUGAACGUGCAUGUGAUUAGGAAAGCUAACAUGGUUACAUAUAAAGGUCCAACCAUGAUGGCUAAUACUCUGCAUGCUUGUGCUGUUUUGCUGAAGAAGAGUAAAGAUUGGGAUUGGUUUAUUAAUCUUAGUGCUUCUGAUUAUCCUCUUGUUACUCAAGAUGAUCUUCUUCACACCUUCUCAUCACUUCCAAGGAACUUGAGCUUUUUAGAGUAUUUUAGUAAUUUGGGAUGGAAAGAGGACCAAAGAGCCAAGCCAUUGAUCAUUGACCCUGGACUAUACAAAACAAAGAAGACUGAUGUGUUUUGGGCCUCACAAAGAAGAGAACUUCCCACUGCUUUCAAACUCUUCACAGGGUCAGCAUGGAUGGUUUUGUCAAGGGAAUUUGUGGAGUACACAAUAUGGGGGUGGGACAAUCUGCCCAGAACACUACUGAUGUACUACACAAACUUUGUAUCAUCUUCAGAAGGCUACUUCCAAACACUCAUUUGCAACACUCCUGAGUUCAUGCACACUGUAGUUAACCAUGACCUGCACUACAUUUCCUGGGACAAGCCUCCUAAACAACAUCCUAGGACGCUUUCGGUCUCCGAUGCCGUCCAUAUGAUCGACGCAAACGUCCCAUUUGCACGAAAGUUUAUUAGUAAUGAUGCGGUAUUGGAUAAGAUCGACGAUGAACUGCUCGGUGGCCGGAGAAAUGAGAGCUUUGUGUAUGGAGGGUGGUGUGAAGGGAGCCCUGUAUGCACAGAGGUUGGAGAUGUUUUACUGCUGAAGCCUGGGUUUGGGGCUCAGAGGUUGGGAAAACUUAUGGAUCAUUUGCUAGUUGGGAAUAGUGGGUUUGUUACUGGCAAUCAAUGUAAGUGAGAGGUUUGAAAGAAGCUAUAGAAAGAGUGAUAGUGUGAUACUGAUAAUUGAAAGUGGGGGAAAAAAGAAAAAAAAAGUAGUUUAGUGUUUUGUGAUUUGUUUGCAUAAUAUGCAAAAAUCUUACAUUAAUCCAAAAAAAGUAGUAAAGUGUUUUGUGAUUUGUUUGCACAAUAUGCAAAAAUCUUACAUU
Molecule: messenger RNA, 1483 nt
Organism: Dioscorea cayenensis subsp. rotundata (Guinea yam)
Lineage: Eukaryota; Viridiplantae; Streptophyta; Magnoliopsida; Dioscoreales; Dioscoreaceae
Product: beta-glucuronosyltransferase GlcAT14A-like
Exons: 4
Coding region: 34-1293 (419 amino acids)
Cellular component (GO): membrane
Molecular function (GO): glucuronosyltransferase activity
Source: RefSeq, a predicted model, not a curated record